AUGUAUAGUUUUGCUUUAACCGCGGUUUUUUAUUUCAGGUUUGCGAUUUCGCUUCCGUCGUACGUUUUUGUUAGUGUGUUAACCGUCUCCGUGUAUUGUUGCGAAAAUAUUCGUGCUCAAGAUAGAGUUCAUUUGCAUGAGAUUUCAUGUUUACUCAGAGAAGUAAUGAUAUAUUUAAGUCAGUUUGCGAAACUGGUUACAUAUUUACGCAUAAUUUAA
Molecule: messenger RNA, 219 nt
Organism: Schistosoma rodhaini
Lineage: Eukaryota; Metazoa; Platyhelminthes; Trematoda; Strigeidida; Schistosomatidae
Source: the annotation of a GenBank genome assembly